Molecule: messenger RNA, 2011 nt
Organism: Hyaloscypha bicolor E
Lineage: Eukaryota; Fungi; Ascomycota; Leotiomycetes; Helotiales; Hyaloscyphaceae
Exons: 4
Coding region: 135-1871 (578 amino acids)
Molecular function (GO): FAD binding
Source: RefSeq, a predicted model, not a curated record
CCACCAUUCCACGCCAUUGGAAAGCAUCACGUAAAUCCGUGACUUGCCCCGUCUUCAAUAUGAUCGAAAUAAUCUGCCAGUGGCAGAUUUUCUGCUUCUCCCGCAGUCCUCCUUGAUAUUUCAAGCGCGUCACCAUGGCUGAAUUCGAGACCACCUGCCCCUAUGCAGAGAGCAAGCGCAAGAGCCAAGCUCCAGAUGUGCUGCAAAAUGGAUCUGUUGUCAGUGUCGAGACAGAUCUAUUGAUCAUCGGAGCAGGACCUGCAGGUGCUGCCCUGGCAUGUUUCCUGGCGCAGAAUGGCUUGAAGGGAAUAAUGGUUGCGUCGACUCCGAGUACUGCAGACACGCCAAGAGCACACAUAACCAACAUGGCAGCUCUCGAGUGUUUGCGAGACAUUGGCCUGGAAGAAGCAUGCUUGAAAGUCGCUGUGCCUGGCGAAAGCAUGCAACAUACAAGGUGGUGUCGCAGCAUGGCUGGCGAGGAGUUUGCAAGGAUCUAUUCGUGGGGAAAUGAUCCGCACAGGGCUGGCGACUAUGAUGCUGCAUCACCUUGUGAUCAUUGCGAUAUCCCUCAGACCGUGUUGGAGCCUAUCCUUGUCCAGCAUGCAACCCACAGCGCCUUCUCGUGUCGAUUUGAAACGACAUUCCUUGCGUUUGAGCGCGAGCCUAGUGGAACAAUCAUCAGCAAAGUCCAGGACAACCUCACAAAACAAGUAUAUCAGAUACGGUCGAAAUACUUGUUUGGGUGUGAUGGCGCUCGAAGUCAGGUGCUUCGGCAAUUGCAGAUUCCUUUGAUCCGGAAGCCUGGGCAGGGUCUUGCUAUCAAUCUUUUGGUCAAAGUGGAUCUUAAGCAUGUUGUUGAGAAUCGACGCGGCAAUCUUCACUGGGUAAUGCGCCCCGAUGAGGAGUCGCCUGUCUUUGGCUGGAGCUGUAUUGUCCGAAUGGUGAAACCUUGGAACGAGUGGAUGUUCAUUCUUUUCCCUGCACCAGGUGCUGGCACCGAAUUCAACCCUACGGCUGAAGAAUAUCUAUCAUGUGCCAAGACUAUUGUUGGCGAUGAUACUCUUCCUCUGGAAAUUCUUGGUGUCUCGAAGUGGCUUAUCAACGAGAUUGUUGCCGAGUACUACUCGGAUGGCAACAUAUUCUGCCUUGGUGACGCGGUUCAUCGACACCCUCCACUGAAUGGCCUUGGAUCAAACACGUGUAUCCAAGACGCAUACAACUUGGCCUGGAAAAUUGCAUAUGUCAUGAAAGGCAAAGCCGGUCCAAGCCUCCUGGACUCUUACAGUCUAGAAAGACAACCUGUCGGAGCAUCGAUUAUCACUCGAGCGAAUCAAGGUCUUCGUGAUCAUGUGCCAGUCUGGGAGGCCCUCGGUAUGAUGGAUCCAUCGUUAGAAGUUCGCAAGAAGGAUUUCGGACAACUGUCUGAGGCAACACCUGAAGGUGUUGCUAGAAGGGCAAAGCUCCAGGCUGCUAUCAAAGGCACGGCUCAUGAGUUCCAUGGUGUUGGAGUCGAGAUGAAUCAACGUUACAUCUCUGAGGCUGUCUAUCUUAUUGAUGAACAAGCUCGACCACCUUUGCCGGUGGAUCCAGUCCUCGAGCACGAAAUCACCACAUUCCCUGGCAGUAGACUCCCACAUGCAUGGCUCAACACGAAGCUGCCAGGAAAACAGCUCUCGACAAUUGAUCUUGCCGGACAUGGCUCUUUCUGCGUUCUUACCGGCGUUGGCGGAGAGAAGUGGAAGGCCGCUGCUGGCAAAGCUGGUAGCUCGUUGGAUAUCGAGAUUAGAGUAUAUUCAAUUGGAUGGAGUCAGGACUACGAAGAUGUCUAUUUUGAUUGGGCUGAAAGGAGAGAGAUAGAGGAAGCUGGAUGAGUGCUUGUCAGACCUGAUAGAUUUGUUGCUUGGCGUUCCAAUACUAUGAUCUGCGAUCCGGAAGCGAAGUUGCUUCAUGUUCUCAGGACGAUAUUGGGCAGAUAGAUUUCCUUACCAGGAAAUAUUCUUUACCAAUGCAU